UGUUCAAGUGGUUUCUUAGAGACUGACCUUUAUGCGCUUUAGCACUCACACACACACUGUAUGAUGCUGCCCUGUGUGAAGGAGACAGAGAAGAUGGACGACUUCGACACCAUGUUCAGUGACCUGCUUGGAGAGAUGGAUAAUCUCACUCAGAGUUUAAUGGCUGCAACGGACACACUUGAAGUGGACCCUGGCUCACAGGGAAACGGCACCUUUUCCAUCGGCUUCACAGACCUAAACGAGUCUCUUAAUGAACUGGAGGACCAGGACCUGGAUGCUCUGGUGGCUGACCUCGAAUCCACCUCAGAAGGUCACGACCCCGCCGAUCAACGGACCGGCAGCUUGGCAGCGGCCUCAGCCGCGGCUCGGGAACCUGAGGCAGCAGCGACCCUUCCUCCACCAUCAAACUCUGUUGAAUCCUCUGAAGGACUGCAGAUGGGCGAACCCCAGACAAAGGCAGAUAGAAUUCAACAGGCCCUGAAGAAGCUGAAGGAAGCCCAAGUCAGAAAGUUGAUAGUCAAGCUGCUCAUGAGUGACGGCAGCUCCAAAACGCUGAUGGUGGACGAGAGGCAGACUGUGCGAGAGGUUUUGGACCAGCUGUUUGAGAAGACACACUGUGACUGCAGCAUCGACUGGAGCCUGUGCGAGACCAACUCGGAGCUGCAGAUUGAGAGAGGAUUUGAGGACCAUGAGCACUUAGUGGAGCUCCUGUCUGCAUGGACUCGCCUCAGUGAAAACAAAAUCUAUUUUCUGUCAAGACCUGAGAAGUACUUGAUGUUCACUGAGCCUCAACUCUUUUACAUGUGGAAAAAGAAGGUUGCAUGUUUGAGUGGGAUCAAUGAGCAAGCCAAAGAGCUCUUAAUCAAGGAACAUUUUGGAGGUUCCACUGUGAUUGUUCCUGAUCUGGAAGGCAAGCUGUACCUGAAGGAGGAUGGGAAGAAGCUUUGGAAACCUCUUUACUUCGUGCUCAGGGCUUCGGGCCUUUACUAUGUACCCAAGGGAAAGACAAAGGCCAUCAGCAAUCUCGUCUGCUUUGUUCGUUUUGAAAAGGUCAACAUCUACACCACCAAAAACUACAGACAUAAAUACAAAGCUCCCACCAACUUCUGCUUCGUGCUCAAGCACCCCUGCAUCCAGAGAGAGUCGCUCUACGUCCCGUUCCUGUGCUGUGACGACAAACACACACUGUUGCUUUGGGUGAACUCCAUCAGAAUAGCCAAGUACGGGACCGUCCUGUUUGAGAACUACCAGGCUGCAAUGAAGAGAGCCUCCGGUUUGAAGCCUCUCCACUUUGCUGCAGACAGAUACAACAGCCCGCAGCCUAAUCCAGCUCCACCCAAAUCCACAAAUGUGGAGGACUAUCCACAUGAGCCUCCGCCUGACUUCGUCCCCCCUCCUCCUCCUUCUCUUCAAAACACACAAGAUUGAGACACAUCCUCUCCUCCUUCAGUCUGGAUUUAGAACAAAUGCACAUUUUAUAAUAUUUUAAUAAUGCACUUAGGUGUAGUAGUAGUACUAGCGUUUCAGGAAUAUUAUGCAAUAGAUCACAUUUUAAAAUCCUUUAUUUAUUCCUAGAUGUAUACUGAUAUUUAAAUAAAACGUAUACUUUCAUCCAGCUUUACGACAAAAAAAUGAACGCACUUCUGUUUAUUGUUUUAACGGGCUGUUUAUUAAAAAAAGACUGUACAUAAAUUUCAAUGAACACAUAAUAUGUACAAACAGAGAAGAAGACAAAUAUUAGUUUCUGUUCCCAUGAACAUUUAACUUACUUACUGAUUU
Messenger RNA from Pungitius pungitius (ninespine stickleback), 1779 nucleotides. Its product is annotated as amyloid beta A4 precursor protein-binding family B member 1-interacting protein-like. Gene Ontology annotation, biological process: signal transduction. NCBI's taxonomy places the organism in Eukaryota, Metazoa, Chordata, Actinopteri, Perciformes, Gasterosteidae. The record is from RefSeq and is a predicted model, not a curated record. The transcript has 13 exons. Bases 61 to 1428 code for a protein of 455 amino acids. Gene Ontology annotation, cellular component: plasma membrane; cytosol.